This is a messenger RNA of Erythranthe guttata (spotted monkey flower), 2659 nucleotides long. RefSeq names its product vacuolar-sorting receptor 3. Lineage: Eukaryota; Viridiplantae; Streptophyta; Magnoliopsida; Lamiales; Phrymaceae. Gene Ontology annotation, molecular function: calcium ion binding. The record is from RefSeq and is a predicted model, not a curated record.
CCCAAAGUCUCUCUCUCUCUCUCACACACACACACACACACAGAGAAACACACACAUUUCGCGUGUUUCAGUAUACAUUCACAAAACCCCCAGAAAAUUUAGGAAAAAACGUUCAAAAAAAAAUCCCCAAAAAAUCUAAACAGCGAAUCCGGACUUCUCUUGCUUCUUCGGGAAGUCCAAGCAAAAAAAGAAAAAAAAAUUAGGAAAAUGGGGUGCUCCGAGAGAUCAAAAGCAGCAGUUUUGCUUGGGUUUUCGCUGCUAAUUCUGGCGGAAUUAGCGGCGGGUCGGUUUGUGGUGGAGAAGAACAGUUUGAGGGUGAUUUCGCCGGAGAGUAUUAAGGGAAAUCACGAUAGUGCCAUUGGAAACUUCGGAAUUCCUCAGUAUGGGGGAAGUAUGUCCGGCACCGUGUUGUACCCAAAGGAUAAUAAGAAGGGAUGCAAAAAUUUUGAUGAUUUUGGGAUUUCGUUCAAGGCUAAGGCUGGUGCUUUGCCUAAUUUUGUUCUUGUUGAUCGUGGAGAUUGCUUUUUCGCAUUGAAGGUAUGGAAUGCCCAAAACGCCGGUGCAGCUGCAGUACUAGUGGCAGACAACCUCGACGAAGCACUGAUAACAAUGGACACACCCGAAGAGAGCGGUGCAUCUGCAAAAUACAUCGCAAACAUAACAAUCCCAUCUGCACUAAUCGACAAAAGCUUCGGCGAAAAGCUAAAGAAAGCAGUCACCGAUGGUGAAAUGGUCAACGUAAAUCUCGACUGGAGAGAAGCUGUACCCCACCCCGACGACCGAGUGGAAUACGAGCUGUGGACUAACAGCAACGACGAGUGUGGAGUUAAAUGCGAUAUGUUGAUGAAUUUCUUGAAGGAUUUCAAAGGUGCUGCCCAAGUUCUCGAAAAAGGCGGUUACACUCAGUUUACGCCUCACUAUAUAACUUGGUAUUGCCCUCAGGCGUUCACUGUUAGCAAACAGUGCAAGUCUCAGUGUCUUAACCAUGGUAGAUAUUGUGCGCCGGAUCCUGAAGAGGAUUUUAGCUCUGGUUAUGAUGGGAAAGAUGUGGUUCUUGAGAAUUUGAGGCAGUUGUGUGUUUUUAGAGUGGCGAACGAGACGCAGAAGCCGUGGGUGUGGUGGGAUUACGUUACGGAUUUCCAAAUUAGAUGCCCCAUGAAGGAGAAGAAGUAUAAUAAGGAUUGUGCUGAGGGUGUUAUUAAGUCUUUGGGGCUUGAUCUGAAAAAAAUUGAAAAAUGCAUGGGAGACCCCGAUGCCGAUGUGGAAAAUCCUGUUUUGAAAGAAGAGCAGGAUGCCCAAAUUGGAAAAGGAACACGUGGUGAUGUAACCAUUUUACCUACACUCGUUGUGAAUAGUCAUCAAUAUCGAGGGAAAUUGGAGAAAGGUUCUGUUUUGAAGGCGAUAUGUGCUGGUUUUGAGGAAACUACUGAGCCAUCAGUUUGUUUGAGUGGUGAUGUAGAAACGAAUGAGUGUUUGGACAAUAAUGGUGGGUGCUGGGAAGACAAGACAACUAAUAUUACGGCUUGCAAGGACACGUUUCGAGGAAGAGUGUGUGAAUGCCCUGUGCUUAAUGGUGUGCAGUUUAAAGGAGAUGGUUACAGAUCUUGUGUUGCAAGCGGGCCCGGGAGAUGCAAAAUAAGUAACGGAGGCUGUUGGCAUGAAACAAAAGAUGGGAUAACUUUCUCUGCUUGUGUGGAUAACGAGGAGGGAAAAUGCCAAUGUCCUCCAGGAUUUAAAGGUGAUGAUGGUGCUAAAAGUUGCGAAGAUAUUGACGAAUGUAAGGAGAAGAAAGCCUGUCAAUGCCCAGAUUGCAGCUGCAAAAAUACUUGGGGAAGUUACGAGUGCACUUGUGGAGGGGACUUGCUAUAUAUUAGGGACCACGAUACAUGCAUAAGUAAAAGGGCUAGUGAGGUGAAGUCUGCUUGGACUGCUGUUUGGAUUAUUUUGCUCGGAUUGGGUAUGGCUGCCGGUGGUGCUUAUCUCGUGUACAAACAUAGGUUAAGGUCAUAUAUGGAUUCGGAGAUCAGGGCUAUAAUGGCGCAAUAUAUGCCUCUAGACAGCCAAAAUGAGGUUCAAAAUCACGUAAACGAUGAACGUGCUUGAAAAUGACGCUCAAUCAUUAUUCUUCUCUAAGGGGGGUGAUGCGGUGACUCGUUGUACUUACCUUUCUAUAUCCAACAGAAGGUUUUUUGAGGUAGAAAUUCAAUAAUUAUGAAAUGAUUUGUUGGAAAUGUAGGUGUUAAAUAUACAAACAUGUCGGAGUCAGAACCGUGUUUUCGGGGCACUUAAGAAACACAAAAAAAAAAAGAAAAAAAAAAUUGAUUAGGGGUCGAUACAUGUAUGUUGUAUCAUGUGACAGGUGAUGCCUCCCUAAUUUAAUCGAAGAGCGUGUAAUGAGGUGCGUUUAUUUUUUUUUUUCUUUUUUUUUUUUAAAUGUAUCUUCGUCGUGAUUGCAUGUUUUCUUGAUGAAGGGACAGUCAAACAUUAUUAUUAGUUGUUAGAAAUUAUGUACCGUUAUUUAAUGGUUUUGUUCCUCGUGGAAUGAUGUUUAAAUGUCGUCAUCAUGAUUUUUUUUUAGUUAAUAAUGUGUAAUUCAGGAGGAGUAAUGGUUGUAUUUUCGUUUUCGGAACAUGCAAAGAUAAUGUCUUUUUUUUUUUUG